AUGAUUUUUGAUUCUGAUGCUAAAAAUGAUGACUCUAUUAUGCCAUAUUCUUCUGAACCUUCAGCUGUAUGGAACUACGUAAAUCGAGGCGACGACAAAAAUUAUGCACAACGUCUAUUAUGUGAUAAACGUAUAUCUACAAAUAAUUGGUCCACUACAACUCUUCGUCCACAUUUUAUAGAACAACACAACAAAACUGAUUUAAUCUUAUCGAUAGAAUGGAAGACAUUCAUGACAUCAACGGCAACUAAAACUUAA
Messenger RNA from Rotaria sp. Silwood2, 258 nucleotides. The record is from the annotation of a GenBank genome assembly. Lineage: Eukaryota; Metazoa; Rotifera; Eurotatoria; Philodinida; Philodinidae.